AUGCUUUUUACAAGCUAUCAAUAUGCCGGCAUCCUGGCGCUUCAGUUCGUAUUGUCGCUCACAUCUAAUGCUGAGGGCGAUAAUAUUGACCUGACGCGAUACGUUGAUUUAUUUAUUGGAACUGAGGGUAGUGUCGCUGGUACUUCCUACAAUGGCGGAAGUGUAUUCCCAGGAGCAGCGUUACCAUUCGGAGUAGUCAAAGUGGGAAUUGAUACUAUAGUCCACGAUGUGGACGAGAAGAGAAAGGUUGACGUUAAUGCAGGAUACUCACCCGAUGGGAAUGUUUCUGCUAUAUCUUUUUUGCAUGAGAGUGGUACAGGAGGUGCACCGAAAUAUGGAGUGAUUUCGCAGAUGCCUCUUUCAACCCUUGAAGAUGUGAAUGUCGCCGACAACAGGACAUAUAUGCAACCUCGAGUGGGCAAAGACUCUGCAUCUGUUGGAUAUUACAAAACUAAGUUCCAAAAUGGAAUCAUAGCAGAAAUGUCUGCUACUGAUCACGCUGGAAUUCUCCAAUACACCUAUCCAUCCUCCACGGGAAAAUUUGUCUUGGUUGACCUAAGUCAUUACCUGCCAACUCAUGAGGAACCAAGCGCAAACCAGAUGUAUAGCAAUGGGAAAAUAGAGAUACAGGAUGGCGGGCGGAGGUAUACCGGGUAUGGAAUUUAUCGAGGUGGUUGGAAUGAAGGGCCAAAUUUCCAGGUUUUCAUGUGUGCUGAGUUUGAUAUUGCUCCAUCCUCCGCUAGAACAUGGCGCGCCCCGUAUUCCGACCCAUAUAGUGAGAUUAGGGGAGAAGUGAAGUUUUCAAGCCAGCAAACAAGCACUGGAGGAAGAGACGGGUAUCAGUACGCAGAUAGGGUGGGAGCUGUCUUUGAAUUUCCACCGGACACAACGACCCUGAAGUCCAGGAUUGGUAUCUCGUUUAUUUCAACAGAGAAAGCGUGUCAUUUCAUCAAUGAGAUACGCUCCUGGAAUAUCAAUGAUACUGUUAACGAUGCAAAGGACCGGUGGAAUAGUGAAGUGUUGAGCGGAGUGACUACACCGGAUACCAAUACAACAAGACUGACGAUGUUGUAUUCCGCCCUAUAUCGUUCACAUCUGCUCCCUAGUAACAGGACGGGAGAAAACCCAUACUGGGAGUCAAACGAACCUUACUAUGACGAUUAUUAUGCCAUAUGGGAUACGUUUCGAUGCUUGAACAGUUUUUACUUGUUAACCAAGCCUCAGCUUGCAGCAGACACGAUUCGUUCCCUAAUUGAUAUCUGGAGAUUCGAGCGUUUUAUGCCCGAUGGUAGGAGCGGGAAUGCAAACGGAAGGGUCCAAGGAGGUAGUAAUGCAGACAAUGUCCUGGCAGACGCAUAUGUCAAAGGUCUGCAAAAGGGAAUCAACUGGACGGAUGGGUAUAUGGCAAUGAAAACAAAUGCCGAAGUAGUGCCGUACAAUAAUUUCGGGCCCGCAGAUCCAACUGGUUCCACAAAGGAAGGCCGCGGUGCUCUUCCAGAUUGGCUUCAGUACGGGUACGUGACUCCCAGCUUUGGAAGAUGUAUUAGUCGGACGGUUGAGUACUCUUUAAAUGACUUUGCCCUGAGCCAAGUUGCAAAGGGUAUAGCACCAGAAGAUUACGAUAAAUACCUGAACCGGAGUGCUGGAUGGCAACAAAUCUGGCACAAGGAUAUUAGCAGUCUCAAUUACACAGGAUUUCUAGCACCGACUUGGCCAAAUGGCUCCGUGACACCGGGGUACGACCCUCUCGACUGCGGAGAGUGUGAAUGGAGCUCCCAUAGCUAUGAGGCGUUACCAAUUGAGUACGGAUGGACCGUUCCGUUCGAUAUGAAGUCCCUGAUCAAAUUAAUGGGAGGCAGAGAAACGAUGGAGCGAAGGCUCGACCAAAUGUUUGUUCCAGGCCUGCGUAUGGGUGAUGUGGGUUCUGGGGGAACAAACACAGUGGGCACCACGUUGUUUAACCCAGGGAAUGAGCCGAGCUUCUUCACACCAUUUCUUUACAACUAUCUCCCUGGGCGGCAGUGGAAAUCUGUCCUUCGUCUUCGAGACACGGUUAAUUCGUAUUAUAACACUCAACCGUCCGGACUCCCAGGGAAUAGUGAUGCAGGGGCUAUUGAUAGCUGGCUGGUAUGGAACUUGCUGGGUCUUUACCCCGUGGUAACUCAGCCAGUCUAUCUCCUCUCAAGUCCAUGGUUCAGUAAUGUCUCUGUGUCCGUGGGUGAUGGCUCAAAGCUCACGAUCAUUGCGAAAAACCUCAGCGAUGACAGCUACUUCGUCCAGAGUGUCAAGGUCAACGGGAAGCCAUGGGCGAAGAGCUGGGUGAGUCAUGACGAUAUCAACGGAGGUGGGACCAUCGAGUUCGUAUUGGGCCCGGAAAAGACGAGCUGGGAUACCGGCGAACUUCCACCCAGCCCCGGAUACGUCGAGCUAGAUUUGUAG
Messenger RNA from Nannizzia gypsea CBS 118893, 2439 nucleotides. RefSeq names its product glycosyl hydrolase. Gene Ontology annotation, cellular component: nucleus; cytosol. Lineage: Eukaryota; Fungi; Ascomycota; Eurotiomycetes; Onygenales; Arthrodermataceae. Gene Ontology annotation, biological process: protein deglycosylation; protein quality control for misfolded or incompletely synthesized proteins; carbohydrate metabolic process. The record is from RefSeq and is a predicted model, not a curated record. The coding region runs from base 1 to 2439 and encodes 812 amino acids. Gene Ontology annotation, molecular function: peptide-N4-(N-acetyl-beta-glucosaminyl)asparagine amidase activity; carbohydrate binding. The transcript is spliced from 7 exons.